GACCGGCUGUGCUGCCUAUUUUUGUCGUUUAGGGCAUUGUUGCGUCUUGUGCUGUGGUGGAUGAUGUAUUUCUAGGUGUUGCCGUGGUUGCGUACCCAGUCGCAUGCCCCACUUGCUGAGACGGGUAGCAUGCGAUGCAGGAAGAUAUGUGACUGAGUGUCGGGGCGUCUAGGCUUUUUAACUUCUACAUCGCGGGUAACGACUGACCGUGAGGAAGAUUCUACAGUGGACCUGGAUAUUAUCAGCUGCCAGGGUUCUGUAACAUUGUUUUGUCAUCAUGCCGCGGAGACGCAAGACCCCGCGGGAACUUGAGGAGAGUGCCCAAGCUCAGGCUUUAGCAGAAGCUCAAGCAUCGGCAUUAGCAGGAGCGGAGGGGUCAGCUCCUUCAGCUGUUGCGCCGGAACCUGCUUCGACUCCGACUCCAGCUGCUGGUGGAGCUGCUGUUCCAGCCCCUAUUCCAGUGUCAGCACCUGCACAGCACGUUGCUUCUCAACAUGUUGAGGGCCAGGGCCAUGGUCAAGCUCACUCCCAGCAUUUAGGAGAGGGCUCGCAAGGCCAAGGUUCGGGGCAUUCUCAGGGACAGAGGCAAAGGCAAGGACAAGGGCAAGGGCAAGGUCAAGGACAGGGGCAAGGUCAAGGACAGGGGCAAGGUCAAGGACAGGGGCAAGGUCAAGGACAGGGGCAAGGGCAAGGACAGGGGCAAGGGCAAGGGCAAGGACGCGAUGAACCCAAUAGCAGUGGACCUCCUGGGCGGGCGAGAGGAGGCAUGGGAGGAGGCGAGCGAGGUUCUGGAAGGAGGGGUGGCAGGAGCCGCUAUAAUCAGGGUCCAUCUCAUAGCGCCCCCCACCACAAUGCUCCAGGCUCUUUCAAUCCUCACCCUGAACAGUACCGGGCCCACGGAGGACAGGAGUACCACGACAUGCAACAUCCGGGCUACACCCCUCCUGUGUAUAGGAGGCCCUCAAGACCCUCCCAGCAACCGAUACCUCCAGCGCCUAGGCCUAUGCAGCAAGGAGGAAGGGGUCCUCCGUAUCCUGGUCCAUCAUAUGGACCUGGCGGAGGACCCCCUGUGCAUUUCGCUGCACUGCCUGCAGGCUAUGGAUCAGGUGUAGGUCCAGUUGUUGAGCAGUUCGGGUCAGUGGUUAUAGGGGGUGUUGGACCUCGUUUCAACUCUGGUCCAACUCAAGAGCAAGCUGUUUCUAAAUACGAGCCGCCACCCACGCCUCCACCGAUUUCUAGCAAACAGUUGAGAUUUCCUUUGCGUCCAGACCGAGGAAGGAUCGGUCUGAGGUGUAUUGUGAAGGCAAAUCAUUUUUUUGUCGAGCUACCUGACAAAGAUCUUCAUCAGUACGAUGUGACUAUCACUCCAGAGGUCACAUCCAGGGGUAUCAACAGGGCCGUCAUGGAGCAGCUUGUGAAGCUUUACAGAGAGUCACACUUGAGCUCCAGGCUUCCUGCGUAUGAUGGUCGGAAGAGUUUGUAUACCGCUGGGCCACUUCCGUUUCAGAGCAAGGAAUUCCAGAUCAGUCUUUUGGACGAGGAUGAUGGAACCAACCAACCUAGCCGCAGACGGGAGAGGCUUUUCAAAGUGGUUAUCAAGUUUGCUGCUCGAGCAGAUUUGCAUCAUCUUGGGCAAUUUCUUCUUGGACGCCAAGCUGAUGCUCCUCAAGAAGCCUUGCAAGUCCUAGAUAUCGUAUUGAGGGAGCUUCCUACCCACCGUUAUUCUCCUGUAGGACGCUCGUUCUAUUCUCCCAAUCUGGGCACUCGACAGCCGUUAGGAGAUGGUCUUGAAAGCUGGCGGGGCUUUUAUCAAAGUAUUCGACCAACUCAAAUGGGAUUGUCCCUAAACAUUGACAUGUCUUCCACAGCGUUCAUAGAACCCAAGACUGUAAUGGAGUUUAUAAGGGAUCUCCUCAACAAGGAGUUGACCCGUAGCCUAAGUGAUGCCGAUCGUAUGAAGAUCAAGAAAGCUCUUCGCGGAGUCAAAGUGGAAGUGACUCAUCGCGGAAGUAUGCGUCGCAAAUACCGUAUAUCUGGGCUUACCCAUCAGGCUACUAAUGAACUCGAAUUUCCAGUUGAUGAGAAUGGGACAUUGAAGUCUGUCACCGACUAUUUUCGGGAAACAUACGGCUAUUUUAUCCGUCAUCCGUCUUUGCCGUGCCUUCAAGUGGGUAAUUCUCUGCGUCCCAACUACCUUCCCAUGGAAGUAUGCAAGAUCGUUGAAGGCCAGCGAUAUUCGAAACGGUUGAAUGAGCGCCAAAUUACAGCUCUUCUCAAAGUAACUUGCCAGCGACCUCGAGACAGAGAAGCAGAUAUUAUGCAGACAGUACACCACAAUGCAUACCACCAAGAUCCCUAUGCUCAAGAGUUUGGGAUCAGAAUUAGUAAUGAGCUUGCGCAAGUGGAGGCACGAGUCCUGCCAGCUCCACGGCUGAAGUACCAUGAUACUGGCAGGGAAAAGGAGUGUCUUCCACAAGUUGGACAGUGGAAUAUGAUGAAUAAGAAAAUGGUGAACGGCGGUAUCGUGAACUACUGGGCAUGUAUCAAUUUUUCACGCACUGUCCAAGAGAAUGUGGCGAAGAACUUCUGCCAAGAGCUGGCUCAGAUGUGCCACACAUCCGGGAUGCAAUUUACAAGAGAUCCCGUUGUGCCUUUGCAAAGCUACCGACCCGAGCACUCGGACCGAGCUCUGUUUCAGCUAUGUGAUGACGUGCACAAAAAGACUAAGGGCAAGAGCUUGGAUCUCCUUAUUGCAAUCCUUCCAGACAACAACGGGCCUUUGUAUGGUGAUUUGAAGAAGCAAUGUGAGACUGUACUGGGUGUGGUUUCUCAGUGUUGUUUGACCAAGCAUGUUUUCAAGAUGAGCAAGCAGUACCUGGCAAACGUGGCUCUCAAAAUUAAUGUCAAGGUUGGGGGUCGGAACACUGUCCUGGUGGAUGCACUUACACGCAAGAUUCCUCUCGUCAGUGAUAUUCCCACCAUAAUAUUUGGUGCAGAUGUUACUCAUCCACAUCCUGGAGAGGACUCCAGUCCCUCCAUUGCUGCAGUGGUAGCUUCGCAGGAUUGGCCCGAGGUCACCAAGUAUGCAGGGUUGGUGUGUGCUCAAGCUCACCGUCAGGAGUUGAUUCAGGAUCUGUACAAGGAAUGGAGGGACCCCCAGAAAGGCACGAUGACAGGAGGGAUGAUAAAGGAACUCCUUAUCUCUUUCCGGUGUGCGACCGGUCAAAAGCCACUUCGGAUUAUCUUUUACAGAGAUGGAGUAAGUGAAGGUCAAUUUUACCAGGUUCUUCUGUAUGAACUGGACGCAAUCAGGAAAGCUUGCGCUUCCCUUGAACCGGAUUACCAGCCUCCAGUCACAUUUGUGGUCGUUCAGAAAAGACACCACACUCGUUUAUUUGCCAGCAAUCAUAAUGACAAUCGCUCUACUGAUAGAAGUGGCAACAUUUUACCAGGGACUGUAGUGGACUCAAAGAUCUGUCAUCCUACAGAAUUCGAUUUCUAUCUUUGUAGUCAUGCUGGGAUUCAGGGAACCAGUCGACCUGCGCAUUACCAUGUGCUGUGGGAUGAGAACAAAUUUUCUGCGGAUAGUUUACAGUCGUUGACAAAUAAUCUGUGCUAUACAUAUGCACGGUGCACGCGCUCUGUUUCUAUUGUUCCUCCAGCAUAUUAUGCACAUCUAGCUGCUUUUCGUGCCAGGUUCUACAUGGAUCCAGAAGCUUCAGAUACUGGUUCUGUUACUAGUGGGUUGGGAGGGGCGAAUCGCAGUCAGUUUACUGGAUCGACUGCUGGCCGCACUCAUCGUGCGGCGGGAGGAAAUGCCGUGCGCCCACUUCCACCUCUUAAGGAGAAUGUGAAGAGAGUCAUGUUCUACUGUUAAAUUGCGAUACGUCAGGACAUCACACAGCGAUGACCUGCUUGAGUAUCCAGUCAAUUUGGACGUGUGUAGCUUUGCUAUGUCCAAUUUUGAAACCUUGACUUGAAAAGCCAAGAAUGACAUCAUGCUUCAAUGAAGCAGCUUAGCAUAUGCUUCAAAGGAAACAUAAAUACUGGGUAUAGUAAUGGGUUAUGAUAUAGAAUUAGUCACAAUAUGGCAUUUUGUAACUAUGGAAUUGGGUUUACUUCAUGUAUGUGGACUACAAUUGGAAGCUACAAGCCGGACGGUAAACUUAGGCUGAUAAUGUAGCUCUUGUAUGUCGUCUUUUGUAGUCACUUUGGGUCCAUCAUUGUCAAAACCAAUGAGUUGGUUUUGUUAUGAUUUGGUCCUUUUUCCCCAGGUCUUAGUGUUAAGCCAGAUUGAAGGAUAUGGAAGUUUUAUUAACAGUAGUGACUUUGAUAAAGCUAUUGUGCUGAAGCUGGUAUUUAAACUAAUUAUAUUGGGCUCAUCAACUAAUUAUAUCUUCUGGAGUGGCUCAUCCAAGUUUGAUAA
Physcomitrium patens is the source of this 4426-nucleotide messenger RNA. Its product is annotated as protein argonaute PNH1. NCBI's taxonomy places the organism in Eukaryota, Viridiplantae, Streptophyta, Bryopsida, Funariales, Funariaceae. Gene Ontology annotation, molecular function: RNA binding; protein binding. The record is from RefSeq and is a predicted model, not a curated record.